Caenorhabditis elegans is the source of this 690-nucleotide messenger RNA. RefSeq lists its product as uncharacterized. Lineage: Eukaryota; Metazoa; Nematoda; Chromadorea; Rhabditida; Rhabditidae. The coding region runs from base 1 to 690 and encodes 229 amino acids. The transcript has 2 exons. The record is from RefSeq and is marked reviewed.
AUGUUUUUUGAAUUUUUGGCUGCUACUGCUAAAUUGGUUGCUGGAACGGGUCUCCUGGGUACUGUUGCCGUUGCAAUACCUGUCGUCGUGGUGUCAUAUAUUGCAGUCAAUUCUGUUUGGAACCACUUUCACGACGACACAUCGGAAGUAUCCCGUGAACAUCCACCCAGUUAUGAAGAGGUUUCUUGGAAUGAACCUACCUGUACUCAUCAAGACAUUUCUUCCAAUCAAUUUUCCAAUUUUCAUCAACCCGCCACUUGGAGUGAACCAUGGUUUCCAUAUCAGGAUGUUUGUUGGAAUGGACUCACUAGUAUUCCUCAAGCCGUCUUCCAGAGUGAACUAUCCAACUCUCAUCAACCCGUCCCUCAGAGUGAAUCAUCAUGUUCUGGUGAACGUGUAUGUCCUUAUUGCGGACGGCGGAAUUGUCCUGGCCCUGUUUACAUCCCAUCUCAAAUGAAGAUUCCUCCAAAACUUCCUUCUGUUCGCAAAACCAAACAGUAUCGGUAUAAUUCCAAAACAGAAAAAUUCACGUUUUCCAAUGAUUCGUCUUCUACUGAUGAAGUUCGCGUAAUAGCUAAUUAUGUUGCUGGGAAUGUACCAAGAGGACAAGAUAAACUUAAAGAAUUGUUUGAAGCGUUGAAAAUAAUGCAAUUGCAAACAAUGCAUUUGAAGGCCUCCUCCACUCCCUGA